GCACUUUUGGCUAAGAUAUCCGCUGAUCGGCAGAAUGGAGGGCCAUCGCUGGCUUUUUAUGUGGUGCUGCUGUGCUCUAAUGCACACUGUCGUUGGAUUUCGCUUUCAAUUUCAACGGAUGCUAAGCAUAGAUACAGGUGGCGUGACUGGACAUUCCAUACCUUUAUGCAGCGAACACAUCCCCGAGUCUGCGACCGCUGCCACAGUGUGCUGGUCUUCGUGCUCGGAAACACCAUCUAAAGCAACUUGUAAUGGCCAGGCUGAAACAUGGCAGUACCUUUUGAGUGUUCCUUCGAUGCCAUUCAAGGCGGCAUCCCCUGGUUACGAAAGGUGUGCCCUGAGCGAACGGAGAUUCCUGUGUAGCUUGUCAAAAACUACAAACCCUGAAUGCACUGAGAAUGGUGCAGCGAGCAUGAGAUCUGGAGAAGUGUGCUAUACAGCAUGUGGCGUUCCCAGUUGCCCUGUCGGAGAUUUCGACGAACUGGUGCCCCGGGAAGACUUCAAGUAUAUGGGAUGUGAGGGCGGAGCCCAUAGAACGCGGUGCAGGAAACGCAUCCAAAUAGAGAGCCUUACCGAAAACCCUCUUGUCAAGCCGCAAAGCCUACCAGUUGAAUAGACCCAAACAAUAACAUACAAGUGAAAAAACAAAUUUGCUGUGCCCAUCUGCUCGCCAACAGAACAACGACGCAGACUUGCGAAAUAAUCGACAAAUGCAGAACCCCUCGAAACUCCCAAUACAGUUGUAGCUGCGUAAGCCCCUUGACCGCGGAGAGUGGUGGUUACCUAGUCAAGCAGCCACAGGAUCAUCGUGUCUG
Molecule: messenger RNA, 815 nt
Organism: Toxoplasma gondii ME49
Lineage: Eukaryota; Apicomplexa; Conoidasida; Eucoccidiorida; Sarcocystidae
Exons: 7
Coding region: 35-616 (193 amino acids)
Source: RefSeq, a predicted model, not a curated record